CAUAAAUCGUCAAUAAUUUAUUAUACCAAAGUGAUAAUGCAAAACUGAAAUAAUCAGUGCAAUAUAUAAAAGCAAACACUUCGCAUUCUGCCGUUUUAGUGCGCGUUCCGCGCUAUUCGAACGGUGUAACGGUUAUUUUUGCAAAUAAAAAACAUGUUUCGAUUCUCAAUCUUGAGCGCCUUACUAAUUCUACUCUGUCGUGGAGAGCCGGCCGAUGUUGCGCGCAUAGUGAAUGAUUUGAGUCGCGUCUUGGGUGCUACAAGUAAUGUUCUUUACAUAUUUGAUCCAGAAACGCAAUCCGCAGCCAUUACCAGGAACUUGACUUUGCCGAGGAUCAUAGUUACAAGAAAUGUAACUUUCAAUGUGAAGCACUCUUUCAAUAAGCAAAUAACAAGUGUGGUUUUUUUGACGGACACUGCAACUCUGAAUCAUAGCUUUCAUAUUAUAGUGUUUGACACUCUUAGGCGCUUGCACCACACAGAUGUGGUCUUCUAUUGGCCUUGGGAAUUCAGUACUGCGAGAGAAAUAUGGUUAGAACUCUUCACACUUUAUUGGCAACAUGGCUUCUACAAUUUGUUGGUGGUAGAUAUGGGCGGUCAACUCUUAACAUUGGAACCGUUCCCACAAUUGCGUGUCGUUAACACUACAUUAGAGUCGUACAUAAGUCAACGUAACAAUACUUGGCGUGAUUUAAAAGGUCACCGCUUACGUAUUUCUUAUGCACACGAGCCAUCACGUACCCUUAUUUAUUGUCUGCCAGAGACCGGCGAGCUGCAGUUCGAAGGAGUAGCUCCAAAAGUAUUUGCCGCUUUCGCAAAGCGUUAUAAUGCUACGAUUGAACCUUUGAUAGCACAAAACUCCGCUGAUUUCAACAUAUAUCACGUAUGCCGACAACGACUUCAAGAACGGCUUGUGGAUGGUUGCAGUGAUUGGUCCGUGCAUAGAGCAGAGGCGACUAUUAGCAUUCCGCUACAGUUAUACAACUAUUAUUUGGUUGUACCUUAUGCGCCGCCACUUUCCAAGCUUUAUUACUUCCAGGUGCCAUUUCAGGCGGCCGCUUGGCAUGCCAUCGGAGCCAGUAUCAUUUUGGUGACGCUUAUCACCACGCUUUUGACACGACUGCAACGCGGCGAGUGGCACUUCGGACGUCUGGGCUUGGAUGUGUGGGCUAGCUUUAUAUACCUGGCGUUUGAUCUGCGACCGUUGGAAACACGCUUGCGCUCUCUUAUAUUUCUAACGCUCUUCGUUAGCGGUUUUAUGCUCAACAAUUUAUACCUCGGCUACCUGUCGAGCAUACUCGGUAAGAGUGUUUACGAGCCCCAAAUUAAGACACUCGAAGACUUUCAGCGCAGCAAUCUAACCAUUAUGACUCAUGAGAAUCAAUAUUAUGUACUUCAGAAAUAUGGCGUACCACAGAUUGUGGCCGAUCGCUUGUUUAUUGCCAGCUAUGAUGAAUAUCAACGUCAUCGCAACAAUUUCGACACUCGCUAUGCCUAUAUGAAUCCAGAGAUAUCACAAACUCUAUUUGAUUAUCAGCAAAGGCUUUUGCGGCGCCCACUCAUGCGCAAAUUGGACAAACCGAUAACUUCACUACUGACAGCACAAGCCAUUAGGAAGGAUUGGCCGCUGGAAGAACUCUUCAACAAACAUUCUUUAGAAAUGUACGUCGUUGGUCUGUACAAACGCUUCAUUGGAGAUGCGAACGAGAAAACAAUACGUUUAGGUUAUGCUAAUGAUGCGAAAGAAGAGCCUACGGAGGUCAAACCUUUGGGUCUGGAGUAUUUCGCUAUGCCAGCGGUGUUGUUGGGCUGUGGCUAUACUUUGGGCUUAAUUGCGCUGCUGCUGGAGCUAUUGCUUUCAAAAAUGAAGAAUCGUCGUGAGAAUAUAGAUGCAACAGCACAAAAACAGAUAUAAAAUGUUUAUUCAGUAUUAUAAAGUACAAAAUAUUCAAGUAUUAAAUUUAUUAUCAAAUACAGUCAUAUUCUUUUAAGACAAAAUAAAAUUGUUUGUAACACCUGAAAUAAAACUAGUUAAGAAUUAAAUAUUUCGAAUUAUCCAGGAUGACGAGACGAUUUGAAAUUCGAAUGUCUGUCCGUAUUGAAACUUGGAAACUUUGCACAGAUUCCUUGUAGAAUCUCUAAGUUGUAUGGAAAAUAUGGUACAAAGUGGAUGCACUCACAUUGGUAUGAAAAUUGAAAGUCAAAAA
Molecule: messenger RNA, 2206 nt
Organism: Zeugodacus cucurbitae (melon fly)
Lineage: Eukaryota; Metazoa; Arthropoda; Insecta; Diptera; Tephritidae
Exons: 1
Coding region: 154-1914 (586 amino acids)
Source: RefSeq, a predicted model, not a curated record